Molecule: messenger RNA, 2058 nt
Organism: Trichoderma asperellum CBS 433.97
Lineage: Eukaryota; Fungi; Ascomycota; Sordariomycetes; Hypocreales; Hypocreaceae
Biological process (GO): protein import into peroxisome matrix
Cellular component (GO): cytosol
Source: RefSeq, a predicted model, not a curated record
CAAAAUUUCGGCUGCGGCGAACAAAUAUGCCAUGUUUCUACUAAUGCCGCGAUAGAGAACCGCGAAACAGCCAUCUUACACCUCCCAUAGCGCAGCCAGGCCUCUUGAAUUUCUUUCUUAUUUUGACACACUUGAAAGCGCCGCACUCGCAUAUCAACGACGCACAUUCAAAAUGGUCGUCGACACGGCCUACUACGACACCCUCGGCGUCUCGCCGCAAGCCACUGAGCUUGAGAUCAAAAAGGCGUACCGCAAGAUGGCCAUUGUCCACCAUCCAGAUAAGAACCCAAACGAUCCAACAGCACACGAAAAGUUCCAGGCUAUCGGUGAGGCCUACCAGGUUCUCUCUGACGCGGAUUUACGAAAAGCCUACGAUAAGUAUGGAAAAGACCACGCGAAACCGCAAGAGGGCUUCGUCGACCCGGCGGAGUUCUUCUCUGCCAUUUUUGGCGGCGAGGCUUUUGUCGACUGGAUUGGUGAGAUUAGCCUGAUGAAAGAUCUGGCGGCCACCAUGGACAUUGCCAUGGAGGGAGAGGAAGAAGGAGAGGCUCCGCCAGCAGAUGACGAAGAAUUUCCCGGAACAGCAGAGGCGAUGAAGGAGAGUAUGAAGGAGAACGCAGACGCAUCUACAGGUUCUGCAUCUGCGCCGCCACCGCCUACGGUGGUUGUGGAUGAGGAGAAGACGCCUUCGGGAUCUGCUACUGCGACGCCCCCGCCAGCUCGGUCCGACGCGACGUCUCCAGCCCCGUCUGUUGGCUCCCGGAGACAGAUCCCUAUUCGACCGGCUCUUAUGGAUAAGGCUUAUGACGAAUCGGCGGAGAAGGAGGUAGAACAGGCAGAAGAUGACCUCAAGGGCAAGGGGCGCAAGAAGGGUGGUAUGAGCAAGGAACAGAGAGAUAAGCUGCUGGCUUAUGAGAAGGAGCGUGCUCGCGUUCGUCAAGAGCGCGUGGAGCAACUGUCAAAGAAACUGCUGGACCGGGUCAGCGUAUGGGCUGAGACGGACAAGAACCCCGAUGUCACAAGGGCUUUCCAGGAAAAGAUGAGACUCGAGGUGGAGAACCUGAAAAUGGAGUCGUUCGGUAUUGACAUCCUUCACGCCAUCGGCCAGACCUACGUGUCCAAGGCCUCGACUCUUUUGCGCAGCCAAAAGUUCCUCGGCAUUGGCGGCUUCUUCAGCAAGCUCAAGGACAAGGGCACGCUGGUCAAGGACACAUGGAACACCAUCAGCAGCGCCAUUGAUGCGCAGCAGACGGUGGAAGACAUGGCCAAGAUGGAGGAGCGAGGCGGCGAGGACUGGACAGACGAGAAGCGCGUUGAGUACGAGCGCCGUGUGACGGGCAAGAUCCUGACGGCCGCUUGGAGGGGCAGCAGGUUUGAGAUUCAGGGCGUGCUGCGCGAGGUAUGCGACUCGGUUCUGAACGACAAGAAGGUUCCGUUGUCGAAGCGAUUGGAGCGAGCGCAGGCGCUCAUUCUGAUUGGCGAGAUCUUCCUCAAGGCCGAGCGUUCCCCUGAAGAAGAGGGCGACUAUCUGCUUUUCGAGCAGCUUGUCGCCGAGGCAGCCAUCAAGAAAGACAAGCAUGAAGAUAAACACAAGCAUAAGAAGCACCACGACAAGACCGCAGAAGCGGUUGCCCAGGAUGCGCCUAAUGUGCCGAAACCGGCGGCGUAAAGUUUUAAGAGAACGGAUAAAGAAAAGACUAGGAGAGACAUUUAAUGGUGAAUAUCGGAGGAAAGAAAACGGGGCAGGAGUAGCGAUGAUGAUGAUGAGGAAGAAGAAGAAGAAAAGGGGACUGAGGGAGAUUGUCUGUUUGCUUGUUUAGAGAGAUUAAUGUCAAGAUUGCCGGAUAGAGAGCGAUCAGCCCAUUUACUAUAGAAUACAUCCACCACUUUUAGUUUAGUUAACUUGUUCUCUUCUCCUUUCAUGAUAGGUAGGUACUUGGGCUCAUUCAUGUAUUCUUAGCAUAUCUACCUUAAAAAGGAGAGAAUAUCAAACACAUCACACAAUGAUUUUGUUAAUAAAAAAAAGGGCAUCUUUCAGCAGGACCCAAUCAUUGGAAG